Molecule: messenger RNA, 1920 nt
Organism: Cercopithifilaria johnstoni
Lineage: Eukaryota; Metazoa; Nematoda; Chromadorea; Rhabditida; Onchocercidae
Source: the annotation of a GenBank genome assembly
AUGGGGAUGUAUAGUGCUGUGUUGAAAUACCAUCAGCGAAGGAAUUGUUUCGGAUAUAUCCAACAGCGAUACAGUGAUAUAGCACGAACAACUAGCAUACAGGUUAAUGCAACAACUUCGGGUGCAUACAACAUUAUUAGAUGUGAAAAUCGAACAGAUUGUGGUAUAAUUCAAGUUUUCGCCCCGAACGAUCAUUCUUGUUAUAGAUCCAAAAUAUUAUUUAUUAACAAAAUAUUCGCGGAUUUGUUUGGCCUUCGUGAAAAUGAAGAAGUAAUUGUUCAAAAGAUAAAAAUGGCUCCUGUAUGCAGUUCGUUUGAAGUGGAACUAGCUUCAGCCGAAGACUGGGAUGUUGUCCAGAAUUCAUCACAACGAAUUGAAGAAUUACUUCUGGAACAAAUUCAACUAAUUACUGUUGGCCAAACAUAUCCAGUUUGGAUUGCUCAAAAUCUUUAUAUUUAUUUCACUGUUGCUCGAAUCGAGACGUUUUCAUCUUCGAUGCAGAACGCUUGUCUAUGUGAAUUUACAGAGGUCCAUGUGAAGCCCUUCUACUCAAAUCCUAGUAAUCCUGAGAAAAACAAUUCAAGAGACGUUUUGGGAGUACUUCCAGCAUCAUUCGCAUGUAGAAUGAAGGAUCUGUUUUCUAAUUUAGAGCCAACACCAUUUUUAUUUAGGAUACAAGAUUACUGCGGUAGUGUUUUUAAUAAGACUUCAGCUCGGGUAUUGCCCGAAAUAUUGGUUGACGAUGUUUUCUUGAAAAAACUGGAUAUACUUGCCGUCUUCAGACUCAAUUUCAGUCAUGGCAACUCAGAAAUCAUCGCAAUAUCAACUGUUUGUAAUAGUGAAACCGGUCGGACAACGCAUGCUUUACUUAUUGAACUACCGAUAGCAUGUUCUCGUUUUGCUGCAUUAAGAGAUUGCUUGAAGCGAUAUGAUCCUCAUCACUGUAUAUUUUCACCUGGACUAUAUCAACUUAUGAAUGGAGAAUUUGAAUGGAUUAAUGUAUCUCCUUUACAAAGGGAUCACAUUUAUCACCUUGAAACUCUCGAAGUAUUGUCAGAAGGCAAGUUACCUGAUGAUUUCAAUGAACAUUUGCGAGACCAUUUGUGGAAGACUUACCGACAUUAUCCAAUCAUUGUGCCAGUUGACGGACUCAAAGUGGAAAUAAAUUUGACUCACAGAGAUCGUAUACAGUGUCGGAUUCGGCCUCAUCUUGAUGAGAAAAAUGACAGGUCUCGGAAAUGUUUCGUCUUCACUAACGAUAUGUUCCCUGCGCUUGAAUAUCCGAAUACUGAGUCGAUAAAGGACAACUUUAUACAGAUGCAAGGAACAAAGGUAAAUGAGGAUAUCCAUAAGGCAGUUGUAAAUUUCGGUGGAUGGAAGAAUGAAGCAGUUAAAUUUUCGUUCCAAGUUGCAUUUAUUGAAAAAUGUUACACCUACAUUAUAUAUCAUUUGGAGAAGCCUGCCUUUUCGUCGCUAGGAAAUGUUUUUAUAGUGGGUAAUAAAUCGGCGGGAAAAACAACUAUUCUACACUUGCUUGCAGAAAAACUACUGCGCUCUCGCUUGGCUGUUUAUAGUGAAUGUCUAUAUUGCUCUGAAUGGAAUGGAAAAUCAAUUGAGAAAUUUCAAGAUGUAUUAAAAGCUGCAAUGACACGCUUAAGGCGACGCUAUCCUUCAGUUCUUUUCUUGGAUAAUUUGGAUUUUUUAUUACAUGGUCAAGAUGAGGAUGCGAGAAAUGUCCGUUUGGAAAAAUGUGCCGAAUUAAUCCGAAAUUUGGCUACUGAAAAUGAUUUACUGAUUGUUGCAACGGCAUGUACCAAACAUGAAGUUGUCGAAUUGUUUUCUCUAAAUACCGGCGGACGAUUUUUUGGUCAAGUGGAAGGCAUCAAUGAACUUAGUCCGGUAAGUUAUCAAGUUCUUUAG